Molecule: messenger RNA, 1454 nt
Organism: Pocillopora meandrina
Lineage: Eukaryota; Metazoa; Cnidaria; Anthozoa; Scleractinia; Pocilloporidae
Source: the annotation of a GenBank genome assembly
AUGUCAGAAACUGCAAAAACUGACAAGAGCAGUCCAAAGAACAUUUAUGGUGACCCACCAAAGAUCAAUUUUAAUCUUCCAGAGAUAAGUGAACUAACCCAAAAUUUUAAAAGUUGGAAGGAUGUUCAACUCCCAAUUGACAUUCUGUUGUUAACAGGGAAGGACUGUGAGUUCUUAAGUUGCUACCAUUACAUUGUUGAUCCAUUCAGAAGCUAUUUCAAAGGGCUUGGUUCUGUAUACUUUGGCAGCUUUUGUGAAGAUCAAGAUGAUAAACUGAAAGUUGCUUUGAUGAAAUGCUCAGAGGGUUCUAAAGUUCCUGUUGAUGGUUUGACUGUUGUAAAGAAUGCUGUCACUCAGCUGAAGCCAAAAGCUGUCUUUUCUGUGGGCCACUUCAGUGGUAUUAAUCAGGAAUCAACAAAGCUUGGGGAUGUGGUUCUAUCAAAAAAGCUCACAACCUAUUCGUAUCAGAAGGUUACAAAGGAUGGAAAGAAAUUUUGUGGGUUCACAACUCCUGUAAGCAGAGAAAUUGCUGAACUCAUCAAUUGUGCAGGUCAUGGUUGGAAUCCACCCCUGGAAAAUCCUAAAGAGAGGAAAGUUGAAGUCCUCUGUGGUGAGGUUUUGAGUGGUACUGAGGUCAUGCAUGCUGAAUGGCGACAAGAGGAACUAAUGAAGUCAUUUCCUGAAGCAAUUGCAAUUGAAACAGAAGAAGAGGGUAAGAUCUCUUUUUCCUUUGAAGUAACUGUUACUGUAAAAUCUGCUCAAAGAGAUAUUUGGAUAUUUAUGUAUACUGGGACAGAGAGAAUCAAUACUUAUAUGAUAACAGUUGUGGUUGGUAAGUUUUCCUGCCAGUGUCAAGAGAUGCACUGGCUUGUGUGUGAACAAACUGGACUUCAGAUUAAGAGGUCUGGGUUCAAGCCCUGGGCUAAAGUGAUUGUGUUGUAGUCUGGACUGGGAGGCUUUUUGACUCUCACAGUGUGUCUCCACACCUAGGAGUAUAGAUGGCUACUGAUGAACUGACCCGUAUUUCAUAUACAUGUGUAAGGAGUAAGGGUACAGUCUUAGUGGCUGAAUGGUAUGGAACCUGGGAGAAGCUCGUGCUACAGGGACUAGCUCUGCACCUAUUAUAUGUAAAUUGACUUUCCAAAAUAGAUCUCUAGUUCCUUGCAAAUCUUUGAUAACAAUUUGGUAACAAUGGAAGAGGUUAAAAUCAAUAGAUUUUGGAGCAAAUUUGUUGUUUUAUUCAUAAUAGCUUGUUAUUGUAUGUCUCAGGAGUUUUCAGUGCAGUGCAUGAACUGAAAAUAGAAUGGGUCAUCGUCAAGGGUAUUUCACGAUAUGCAGAUGGAACUGAAGAGAGAGAAAACUGGCAAACAUUUGCAAGUGUAACAGCAGCUUCUCUUGUUGCCAACAUUCUAAACCAAUGCAGUAUUUUUGAAGAUUGGCCACAUUACAAAGGU